Messenger RNA from Ricinus communis (castor bean), 2381 nucleotides. RefSeq names its product MLO-like protein 10. Gene Ontology annotation, biological process: defense response. Gene Ontology annotation, cellular component: membrane. NCBI's taxonomy places the organism in Eukaryota, Viridiplantae, Streptophyta, Magnoliopsida, Malpighiales, Euphorbiaceae. The transcript has 15 exons. The record is from RefSeq and is a predicted model, not a curated record. Bases 405 to 2144 code for a protein of 579 amino acids.
CCUAGCCUACCAUUUUUUAUUUUUAUCUUUCUUUCACAGCACUGUUAUAUGAAAUUAAUUAACCGUUGAAUUUUCACCUCAUCAAGUGAGAAAUGGCCAUUGCUCCCAUGGAAAAGAUAACAACAAAAGAUUUUUAUUGCGUGACUGUAGUUUUUUAUUACACUUUUAUGAUUCUUCUUUUGGGGUCCAUGAAGCCGUGUUAUUGUACUAUUAAAGAAGCUCCCCUGUGACUACUUCUUCACCUGCAAAGCCCAACUUAGUGUUCUUUACAAUUAAAAAUCUCUAGACUUUUGCAAUAAAUACAUCUUCCCUUCUAUUUAUAUUUACGUUUAAAGAAUAACAUAUUGUCAGUUUUCUUUUUCUUGCCUCUCUCUCUCUGUUUUCUUGCUCUGGCUUGGUGUUGAAUGAAGAUGAAUUUGCUGUUUUCUUUAUCUUUAUGGGUUAUUUAUGGUGGAAGGGUGGUGGUUAUGGCGGCAAGUGAUACUACUGCGACACAGAGGAAGCUUGAUCAGACACCUACAUGGGCUGUUGCUAGUGUUUGUGCUGUUAUGAUAAUUAUUUCUAUCUUACUUGAAAAGGGUCUUCAUAAAUUUGGAACUUGGUUGACACAUAAGCACAAGAGAGCUCUAUUUGAAGCCUUGGAGAAGGUUAAAGCUGAACUGAUGGUUCUAGGAUUCAUUUCACUGCUCCUGACUUUUGGGCAGACGUACAUUACAAGAAUAUGUGUUUCUCAAAAGGUUGCAGACACUAUGUUGCCAUGUAAAGGUGAUGCUGUAUUAGACACUGAGGAAUCUACCGAAGAGCAUCGUCGGAGGCUAUUAUGGUUUGAGCCCAGAUUCCUAGCAGGUGCUGAAACCACUACUUUAUGUAAGGAGGGGCAUGAGCCACUUAUAUCAGCUGAUGGAUUGCAUCAAUUACACAUCCUCAUAUUUUUCUUAGCAGUCUUUCAUGUGGUAUAUAGUUUAACUACCAUGACACUUGGAAGACUAAAGAUUCGUGGCUGGAAGGCAUGGGAGGAGGAGACUUCAACCCAUGAUUACGAAUUUUCAAAUGAUCCUUCAAGAUUCAGGCUUACUCAUGAGACAUCUUUUGUCAGAUCACAUACUAGUUUCUGGACUAGAAUUCCGUUCUUCUUUUAUGUUGGAUGCUUCUUCCGACAAUUUUUUAGGUCUGUCAGCAAGGCUGAUUACUUGACAUUGCGAAAUGGAUUUAUCACAGUCCAUUUAGCUCCUGGAAGUAAGUUUAACUUUCAAAAAUACAUCAAAAGGUCGUUAGAGGAUGAUUUCAAGUAUGUUGUGGGAAUAAGUCCUAUCCUGUGGGCAUCCUUUGUCCUUUUCUUGCUCAUAAAUGUUAAAGGAUGGCAAGCAUUAUUUUGGGCUUCGCUGAUCCCUGUGAUUAUAAUCUUAGCUGUUGGAACAGAGCUUCAGUCUGUUCUGACAAAGAUGGCUCUUGAAAUCGCAGAAAGACAUGCGGUAGUUCAAGGGAUGCCUCUUGUGCAAGGCUCGGACAAAUACUUCUGGUUCGGUCGGCCUCAGUUAGUGCUUUAUCUUAUCCAUUUUGCGUUAUUUCAGAAUGCUUUCCAAAUAACAUAUUUCCUGUGGAUUUGGUAUGAAUUCGGAUUAAAAUCUUGCUUCCAUGCUAAUUUCACGCUUGCAAUAGUCAAAGUUUCUUUAGGGGUUGGGGUGCUGCUUCUCUGCAGCUAUAUCACACUUCCACUAUAUGCUCUUGUAACUCAGAUGGGUUCAAAUAUGAAGAAGUCAAUCUUUGAUGAACAAACAAGUAAAGCCCUUAAGAAGUGGCAUUUGGCUGUGAAGAAAAGGCAUGGGAAAGGAGGGAAGUCUCCCACCAGAACCUUUGGUGAAAGUCUAAGCCCUAUGUCCACAGUCCACUCUUCCUCCGGACGUACACUGCACCGUUUCAAAACCACUGGGCACUCAGCCCACUCAUAUUCCUUGGAGGACCAGGACAUGUCUGACAUGGAAGCUGAGCCAUUGUCGCCCUCACUACCAACAACCAACUUGCUUAUAAGAAUGAGUCCAAAUGAUCAAGCAACUGAAAUAACUGAAACCCACCGCGACGAAGAAACAAGCAAUGGAGAUGACUUCUCUUUUUCCAAGCCUGCACCAUCAAAAGAAACAAAAUGAUAAUCAGUUACAGGCGACCGAAUUCCCCUUGUACAUGUAGUUCUGAGACUGCAGGCAGUUAGUGGCAAAAAAAUUUUGGGUUCAUUUCUGUGCGUGUCUAUAUAUUAUUGGAUUUGAUAUCCACAUAUAGCCUUCCUCCCUGGUCUAAAAUAUUAUCUCCAUUAUUCAUUCUUUCACUGUGAUUCACUUUCUAGUUUCUGGCCACAUGAGUAUGUACUUUUAAUUGGGACUUUGCAA